UGUAUGAGUGUGAGCAUAUAAAGUAUUCCGAUCCGAGAACCGAGCGAGCGAAGAAGAAGAAGAAGGGAAGUUUUCCGAAAGUUUGACGCAGAGCGAUAAUUACUGAGGAACGAGGCAGGAGACUCAGCGCUGAUCCAGACCAGAACCAACACAGUGAAAAAUGCCAGGUGAGCGGCCAUCAGUCAGAGGAACGUCAGAGGUGGGGCGUUUUCCCGGGGCGGCCCCGCCCACCAGGGUGGAGCUGACCAUUCAUAAAGCGGGCGAGAGGAAACAGGACGAGGGAGGCUGUCGCCGCUGGUUCAGGAAGAUGUGUCCGUGCUGCUGUAAGCGCCAGAACAGCCACUCCUAUGAUAUCACGGAUAAGGUGGAAUUGGUCAAACCUCCGACUCCAGCCCCAGAGCCUGUGAAGCCGAAGCCUGAGAAUGGAGAGGCGAAGGAAAUGGAAGAAAUACAGCUGUCGGUGCGUUCUGUGGACCUGCUCAGCUCAAAGACGGGUCAGAACAGACGGGAGCAUCACACCGACUUGUAUCACGGGGAGGAGCUGAUCAUCCGCAGGGGACAGACUUUCCAGAUAGAGAUGGAGCUCAGCAGGCCUUUCAAUGCUGACACCGACAAGCUGCACCUGGACCUCAAAACAGGCCCCCUACCCAUGGUGUCCAAAGGCACCCAUGUCAUCAUUCCAAUGGUGGAUCAACUGGAGGAUGAAUGCUGGGAGGCCAAGAUCGUCGAGCAGGACGGCACCACGGUCAAGCUGUCCGUCAACUCGCCAGCCACCGCUGUAUGCGGCCUGUACGGACUCGCGGUGACGUGCAGCUCCAUGAAGAGCGAGUCAACAACUACUCACAACUCCAGCAAGAACAUCGUCAUGCUCUUCAACCCUUGGUGUGAAGAGGACACGGUGUUCCUGGAUGAUGAGGAGGAGAGGAAGGAGUACGUUCUGAACGACAUCGGGAGGAUUUACUACGGCACAGAGAAACAAAUCGGUGCACGCACAUGGAACUUUGGCCAGUUUCAUGAGGGAAUCCUGGAGGCGUGUCUGUUUAUCCUGGAGAAGAGCGACAUGCCCGCAUCUGGCCGGGCGGAUCCCGUCAACGUGGUCAGAGUCAUAUCAGCCAUGAUUAACGCUCAGGAUGACCUCGGGGUUCUGGUGGGGAACUGGUCUGGCGAUUACUCUGACGGAGUGUCUCCUUCGUCGUGGAGCAGCAGCGUGGAGAUCCUGAGGAAGUACCACUCGUCCAACGGCACGCCUGUGUCAUACGGACAGUGUUGGGUCUUCUCUGCGGUCACCACAACAGUGCUGCGGUGUCUUGGCAUCCCCGCCCGCAGCGUGACCAACUUCCAGUCCGCUCACGAUACUGAUGUAUCCCUCACUACGGAUGUCUUUUUCGAUGAGAAUAUGGAGCCGAUCGACUACCUCAAUAGGGACUCUGUCUGGAACUUCCACGUAUGGAAUGACUGCUGGAUGGCGAGACCAGACCUGCCCCCAGGUCACGGAGGCUGGCAGGCUGUCGACUCUACUCCUCAGGAAACGAGCCAGGGCACCUUCCGCUGUGGCCCCGCCUCCGUCAACGCCAUCCGCUCCGGCCAGGUCUACCUCAAACACGACACGCCAUUUGUCUUCGCCGAGGUCAACAGUGAUAAGAUCUACUGGCAGAGGAAUCUGGACGGCACCUUCAGCCAGAUCCACAGUGAGAAGAAAGCCGUCGGCCAUUUCAUCAGCACCAAAGCAGUGGGCUCUGACGAGCGGGCGGACAUCACACACCUGUACAAACACCAAGAAGAUUCGGAAGAGGAACGUAUUGCAGUGGAGACUGCCAGUCGCUAUGGCAGCAAGCCAAAUGUGUACUCCUCGCCCAUGGCAGAGGAUGUGUCCGUGGAGGUGAAGAUGGAUGGUGAGGGGCCCAGGAUGGGUGCUGACGCCCAGCUGAGCAUCCUGGUGAAGAACCUGAGCUCGCAGCCUCGUCGGACCACUCUGCACAGCCAGGUGGCCGUCAUGUACUACACCGGUGUGCUGAAGGGCACCAUCAAGAAGGAGCAGAUGCCUGUUGAGCUUUUGCCCAACGAAGAAAAGACCAUUGAGUGGAUCCUGCCUUACCAGCAGUACCAAAACCAGCUGGUGGACCAGGCCGCUCUGAUGCUGACCCUGUCUGGAAGAGUCAGUGAGACCCAGCAAGUAUUGGCCAACCAGACCACCUUCAGGCUCCGUACACCUGAUCUUACCAUCAAACCUUUGGGAGAUGCUGUGGUCGGCAAGGAGAUGGCCGCCAAGAUCACCUUCACCAACCCCCUGCCGCGUGUGCUGAAAGGGGUGAUCUUCAGAGUGGAGGGCCUGGGUCUGCAGAAGGGCCAUGAAGUGGUCGUGGGUGAUGUUGGUGGUCACUCCACGGUGACGCUGACGGAGCACUUCAUCCCCUCGCAGCCCGGACCCAGGAAGCUGGUGGCGUCCCUCGACUGCAAACAGCUCACACAAGUGCACGGAGUGGCCGAUAUCGUUGUCCUUGAGCAAUAGGAGGUUACUCGCUUCCUGUUCUGCUUCUCUCACAUCAUCCUAUAUAAAUAUAAACUCAGAAUCUCUAAUUAUAUAUUUUGAAAGAAGCUGUUCCUGUAUCUUAAAACUAUCUUUAUUAUUUUUUACUACAUAUAUUUUUACAACUAUGAGUAGGCGACUACAAACUGUAGCAUUAUCAGUAUCAUUAACUUAAGAGUGAUAUGGAUUCACGCGUCCGCCUUAAUGUCAGAACUGUGGUAAAGGAUGCAGCAGGGUUUGAAUGCAUGCACAGCGAAUGAAGUGCUUCAAUGACAUAAGCAUUUGUAGGUUGGAGCAAUAAAACGUAUUACUGUCCUUACACUAAAGCAUUUCAACACACUGAACAAAAAACAAUGUGAAGGUGCUGAAAGUCAUGUCGUGGUGUAGAUAUUGUUGCCGUAGUACUGGAGAUGGUGUGUGAAGUAUUGUCAGACAAAAUGAACCUCACAUGGCUUACAUGAAGGAGAGGCGCCGUGAGAUGUUUGUUAAAACGGAACGGCGUCGAGACUGACGAUGACAUUUUGCAAAGGGCACAUUAUAAUUUCUGACGUUUAUGUCUGUCGCCCUCGAUUGAUUGUAAUUGCAGAAAAUGAUCUUUGAAGGAUGACUGCAUUUUCUGCGCCAAUCAACAAUAUGGAUUUAAAAAAAAAUAAUCUAAAAAGGACAGUAAAGUUUGCAUAAAGGUGCGAUGUGUAAGAAUUUUAGUUGGAAACGUUCAUAAAUUAAAGGUGCCAUAAGUGACGUUUUUAUAUUAGAAUAAGAGUUAAACAGCUCUGUAUUUCAAGAGUGUGUUUGAUCAGUAAACCAUGUCAGGCAGCAACAUUGAAAAGACAUUUUCUGGCAUCCCUAAAUAUUUUGUCCAAUCAGGACAAGAGGUGGGCCGAUUGUCUGCCGAUUACCUCUGUAGUGUUCAUGCAGACUGCAAAAUGGACAGGAAGUUAGCCAAAACGACGACAAUGUUACAGCAGCUUUAAAUAAAUUAGCAUCAGAAAGCAAAAAAAAAAAAAAAAACAGAACUGAUUUUACAUCAUGAUGUGUACUUGCUGUUUUGCAGAGAUACCUACUGAAGUUAGCAUGCUAACAAGCUGGCACCCCACUCCAAAACUACUGUGCUUGCAAUGUAAACACCACCAAAAUUCCCCCAGUGCCCCAAACUCACAGUUCCCGCUAACUCGCUAACAACGCCAACAAUUGGCAGUGGUUAGCAGUUACUCUGGUGAUAUCCUGCCCCCUGAUUGUUUAUUCUGAAUCCAACAGGUUGCCACUUCUUACAUAUCGCACCUUUAAAUGAUCAGAUAAAAUGCAAAUUCACGAUGCUUUCUUUAUUUUGAAAAGCAACAAGUAAAAACUAAUGAAACUGCAAACUUAAAUGUUCCCUUCAGAAGAAUUCUACCAAAUGUCGCUGUCUACGUCUCAUGUGUUCACCUCCAUAAUGUGCUUUUAAUGACGCUGAUGUGACCUUUAUGGCAUAUUGCAAACUUACCUACAAGAUUGGACUUGUCACUGCUGUGAAUUCCAGCAAACUGCAUCAGAACAGAGACCACAGGGGCGAAAAAUUCACCCGGUUCUCAUGCAGUCAACACGAUGCACAAUGUGAAGGAAGCUAUUUUUAUUUAACAUUACACUAUUUUUCUGCCUCAAGUGUUUUUUUUGUUUUUUUGUAUCGUAUGUGUUGCGUUGGUAAUAAAACUGACAGUGACGUGA
Acanthopagrus latus (yellowfin seabream) is the source of this 4231-nucleotide messenger RNA. It is a transcript of the gene tgm1l1, whose product is annotated as transglutaminase 1 like 1. Gene Ontology annotation, molecular function: protein-glutamine gamma-glutamyltransferase activity. The record is from RefSeq and is a predicted model, not a curated record. The transcript is spliced from 14 exons. Bases 161 to 2509 code for a protein of 782 amino acids. Gene Ontology annotation, biological process: peptide cross-linking. Lineage: Eukaryota; Metazoa; Chordata; Actinopteri; Spariformes; Sparidae.